CAACAUAUUCUUGGGUGAGAAUUGGAAAAAAAAAUAGAAAAUCCAGAAGUCUGAGGCAACCUGACUUUCUAUGCAAAAUAAACAGUGUGAAGAAGAGUUCAGAAUCAGAGCUGAAAAUCAUUCAUGUGAUAAUAUUUACACAGUUAUGAAUUUAGAAAAAAGCUGUUUGCUUCUGUUUGAAAAGACUAGACUUGGAUUGAAACUUCUAAAAGUCUUUUCAAAAAUUGGAUUUAAUGCAAAAUACAAAAAAGAUUCAAACUGGUGAUUUUGUUUAAAUUGUUCUCAUUGUCAAAUGCUAAAUAAACAAAAUGUUGAUUAUCUCUAGAUUAAUACAGCAGCUACAGCAAUUAAAAAGUAUUUUUAAUAUGAAGCCAAAUUAAAAGUUAAGUACCUAAAAAUCAAUGUUAAGAAAAUAAUAUUUCAAUAGCAUUUAGCCAUUUUGAAUGAUUUUAAAUUAUAUCUAUACAUUGGUAGUAUUUGGAAGUAUUAUGUAAAUUUUAUUUGAAUAUGUAAUUAUGUAUAUUACUAUUUAUUUAAGUAAAUACAUUACAUUAAAAUACAUUACAUUGCUCUGCAAACUUAAUUAUAAAGUUAAAUUCAACUAACUUUAAUUAAAUCAAAUAUCAAAUUGACAUUCUAAUUAUAUUAAAUUGUCUCAAUAGCUUGUAAAUUCAACUUGUAGCUGAAAUUUUUAUUUAUUCAUUCUUAAUUCUUCACUUAAUAAAAUAAGUAUAGUUUACACUUUCAUUUUUUAAUGUAUAAAGCACAGAUAUAAAUAGAGUACAUAGGUAUAUAUACUGCAUAUGUAUUGUUAGUUUUCUUGGGGGAUUCAAUUAGAAAGAUGUCUGAAAGACUCUGUGGACAGGGGGCUAAUAAUGAAAAAAAAAAAUGUGCCCUAGAAACACCACCAAAUGUAUGUAGAAAGUGCACAAGGAAAGCAAAAGCAGAAAUAGAAAGUAAGCGAAACAUUCAGAAAUUGAAAAGUCCUAUGCUCUCUAUAUAAGACACCGGCACAAAGUUGGACCUUACAGAGCCUAGAGAGCAAGAUUCAGACAGUCCCCCAGCUCAGCCAGGCCAGCAGCAUCUGCAAGGUCCCCAAUGGCCCUGCCCUUUUCCUUCCUGGUGGCCCUGGUGGCUCUCAGCUGCAACUCCAUCUGCUCUCUGGGCUGUGACCUGCCUCACACCCACAGCCUGGUUAACGGGAGGGCCUUGGUGCUCCUGGGACAAAUGAGAAGGAUCACCCCUUUGUUCUGCCUGAAGGACAGCAAGGACUUUGGGUUCCCUCUGGAGGCGUUCAGUGGCAACCAGUUCCAGAAGGCUCAAGCCACUUCUGCCAUCCAUGAGAUGAUCAGGCAGACCUUCCACCUCUUCAGCACAGAGGGAGUGUUUGCUGCUUGGGACAAGACCCUCCUAGACCAACUCUGCAAUGGACUUUAUCAGCAGCUGAGUGAUCUGGAAGCCUGUCUGAUGCAGGAGGUGGGGCUGGAAGAGGCUCCCCUGAUGAGUGAGGACUCCAUCCAGGCUGUGAGAAAAUACUUUGAGAGAAUCACUCUCUACUUGCAGGAGAAGCAGCACAGCCCUUGUGCCUGGGAGAUUGUCAGAGCAGAAAUCAGAAGAUCCUUGUCUUUAUCAGCAAACUUGGAGGAAAGAUUAGGAGCAAGAAAUGACAGCUAAAUCAACAUGGAAAUGAUUCUAACUGGCUAAUGAUAUCACAAUUCUGCAUGUUCUCUCAUGUUAAAGACUCAUUUCUGCUAUAAUUAUGACUUGAUUUCAGUCAAACUUGUCAAAUGUUUUCAAGAGUAUCAAUUGCUAUUGUACUUAACUCUGUGGACACUAGUCUCAUACAGGUGACCAUGCUGAUGGAUCUAUUUAUUUUUAUUUAUUAAACUACAAGAUUUAAAUUAUUUUUUGUUUAUAUAAAUAUUAUGUGUACCUUUACACUGUUAAUAGAAAAAAAUAUAUUCUUUAUAUUUUUUG
This is a messenger RNA of Phyllostomus discolor (pale spear-nosed bat), 1977 nucleotides long. Its product is annotated as interferon alpha-4-like. Gene Ontology annotation, biological process: T cell activation involved in immune response; humoral immune response; B cell differentiation. Gene Ontology annotation, cellular component: extracellular region. The record is from RefSeq and is a predicted model, not a curated record. Gene Ontology annotation, molecular function: cytokine activity; type I interferon receptor binding. The transcript has a single exon. NCBI's taxonomy places the organism in Eukaryota, Metazoa, Chordata, Mammalia, Chiroptera, Phyllostomidae. Bases 1099 to 1674 code for a protein of 191 amino acids.